Molecule: messenger RNA, 2367 nt
Organism: Myotis lucifugus (little brown bat)
Lineage: Eukaryota; Metazoa; Chordata; Mammalia; Chiroptera; Vespertilionidae
Product: zinc finger protein 235-like
Exons: 2
Biological process (GO): regulation of transcription by RNA polymerase II
Molecular function (GO): DNA-binding transcription factor activity; RNA polymerase II cis-regulatory region sequence-specific DNA binding
Source: RefSeq, a predicted model, not a curated record
GAUACCGGAAUCAAAAUGAGAUAGAGACUCUUCAACAAGUUGGAUUAAGGGACCUUUUUCAUGAAGACCUUGUGUGCUGGCCAAUAUGGGAACAAAUCAUGAGUAAGUUAACCAGAAAUCAAGACUUGAUAAUAAAUCUACAAGGCAAGAGGUCUGAUUUGCCAAUUCAAGGCGAUUCCUUCUGCCAGUUGUGGGCAACAGAAUCUACUCAGGUUUCUGAAGAUGAGAACUAUGUAAUAAAGGUUCAAGGGGAAGUUCAAAGUGCCAAUAGUAUAAAAAAUCAAGAUUUUCCAAGUAAGACCGCCUGGGAUUUCUGGAGAGAGUCACAGAAUUAUCAGAGUAGGUGUCAGCAGUUUGAUGGGAAAUGUAAACUGUGUAAGUGUGAUGGUUGUGAUAUUAAAAAGACCUCUCAUGACCAUGAUGAUGAUCAGGAAGUACAUAAAGGUGAGAAGUCAUGUAGCCACAAGAAUUGUGGGAAAUGUUUCAUGAAGACAUCAUUUCAGCAUAAUGGAGUUCAUGCAGGAGAGCAGAAUUCUCAUGAGAAUGGACAAGGCUUCAGUUUGGGCCCCAGUCUUGAACUUCAUCAGCAGUUACACCUAGGAGCAAAAUCUCAUAUGUGCAGUGAGUGUGGGGAUGGCAUCAGUUAUAGCUCGCUGCUUUGCACUCAUCAAAGUGUUCUCACAGAAGAGAAAUUCAGUAGGAAUGGUGAGUGUGGUGAAGACUUCUGUCAAAGCUUACAUCUGCAAAUUCAUCAGAGAAUCAACACAGGAGAGAAGCCCUACAAAUGUGCUGUGUGUGGGAAAGGCUGCAUGUGUAGCUCAUAUCUUCAUGGUCAUCAGAGGUUCCACUCUGGAGAGAAACCCUACAAAUGUGCUGUGUGUGGGAAAGGCUUCAGUCGGAGUUCACAUCUUCAAGUUCAUCACCGAGUCCACACUAGAGAGAAACCCUACAAAUGUGCUGUGUGUGAAAAGGGCUUCAGACUGAGUUCACAGCUUCAUGCCCAUCAGCGAAUCCACACUGUAGAGAAGCCAUACAAAUGUGAGGCAUGUGGUACGGGCUUUACUCAUAGUUCACAUCUUCAAGAACAUCAACAAGUCCACACUGGAGACAAACCCUACAGAUGUUCUGUGUGUAGUAAGAGCUUUAGUCAGACCUCAAGUCUUCAAGCCCAUCAGCGAAUCCACACGGGAGAGAAACCCUACAAAUGCACUGUGUGUGGUAAGAGCUUUAGUCAGAAAUCACAUUUGCAAGUUCAUCAGCGAGUCCACACUGGAGAGAAACCCUACAGAUGUACUGUGUGUGGGAAAGGCUUCAUGUGGAGCUCAUAUCUUCAUGUUCAUGAGAGGAUCCACACAGAAGAGAAACCUUACAAAUGUGGGGUGUGUGGAAAGAGCUUCAGUCAGAGUUCACAUCUUCAAGCCCAUCAGCGAAUCCACACUGGAGAGAAACCCUACCAAUGUGCUGUGUGUGGUAAGAGCUUCAGUCGGAGUUCACAUCUUCAAGGCCAUCAGCGAUUCCACACAGGAGAGAAGCCCUACAGUUGUGCUGUGUGUGGUAAGAGCUUCAGUCAGACCUCAAGUCUUCAGUACCAUCAACGUGUCCACACUGGCGAGAAACCCUACAAAUGUGAACAGUGUGGGAAAGGCUUCAUGGUGACCUCAAGUCUUCAUGUUCAUCAGAGGAUCCACACAGGAGAGAAACCCUACAAAUGUAGCGUGUGUGGGAAGAGCUUCAGUCAGACCUCAAGUCUCCAGACUCAUCAGCGAGUCCACACAGGAGAGAAACCCUACAAAUGUGCUGUGUGUGUGAAGAGCUUCAGUCGGAGUUCAUAUCUUCAGUCCCAUCAGCGAGUCCACACUGGAGAGAAACACUACAAAUGUUAAGAGUGUGGGAGAGGCUUCAGAUAGAGCCUGUAUCUUCAGGUUCGUCAGAGGAUCCACACAGGAGAGAAUCCCUAUAAAUGUCACCUGUGAGGCAAGACCUUCAGUCUCACGAAGUCUCAUCUUCAAGCUCAUAAAAAUGUGAGACAUGCCAUAAGGGCUUUAAUCACAGUUCACGUCUUCAAGAACAUCAAUGAGUCCACACAAAAGACAAACCCUACAAAUGUGCUAGCUGUGGUAAGAGUUUCCAGUCAGACCGCAGUCUCCAAACUCAUCAGCAAAUCCACACUACAAAUGUGCCCUGUGUGCUAAGAGGUUCAAUCAGACUUCACUUCUGCAAGUUCAUCAGUGAGUUCACAGUAGAGAGAAACCCUACAAAUGUGCUGUGUGUGAGAAAGGCUUCAUGUGGAGCUCGUAUCUUCACGUUCAACAGAGGAUCCACUCAGGACAGAAACCCUAUAAAUGUGACAUGUGUGGUAAAAACUUC